CAGUAGAAUUCAGUGAGUUCAAAAUGGGCAUGAAAGCACUCCUACUUGCAACCUUCGUGCUUAGCCUUGCCAUCACUGUUGCAAAUGCUAGUGUUGGGCUUGCUGUUUAUCAUACUCAUAAUACUCCCUCGGCGUGCUAUGGGAACCAAGACCACGGGCCAUGGAUAACAGGGGUGAGUGGUGCCCUAUGGAAUAAUAGAGGAGCAUGUGGGAGGUAUUACUGGGUUACAUGCAUAGGAGGAGCUAACUUGGCUCCUCACCCUUGCAAAAGAGGUAGUGUGCUUGUUAGAGUUACUGACUUUUGUGCUAGUUGUGCUGGUGAUCUUAACCUUUCUCAACAAGCUUUCAAUCAAAUUGCUGAUACUAGAGCAGGCAAAAUUCGUGUUCGUUACGACCCAGCAUAAUUAAGUCUAUUGUUCAAAGACUGAAGAUGGAGCGAGGAAUCUUAUGGUUUAUAUCAAUAGAUACUACUAUGAAGUAGCAUAAUAAUGCUUGAAGUAGAGUUUCAGAAUUUAUAUAAAACCAUUGACGAUAUAAUAGUAUGUGUGUGUAAGUGUGGGUAGAAGAUCAAGGUUGACUUAGUGAUUAUAAGGUUCUUCUCGAUCCCAUCGAGUUUGAUUCUCCUGGAAGUGUGUGUGUAAGACUAGUUAUUUGGCAUGGCUUAGAUAUGUAAGCAUUUUCUCUCUU
Messenger RNA from Beta vulgaris subsp. vulgaris (sugar beet), 687 nucleotides. Its product is annotated as EG45-like domain containing protein. The record is from RefSeq and is a predicted model, not a curated record. The transcript is spliced from 3 exons. Bases 24 to 404 code for a protein of 126 amino acids. Gene Ontology annotation, cellular component: cell wall; apoplast. NCBI's taxonomy places the organism in Eukaryota, Viridiplantae, Streptophyta, Magnoliopsida, Caryophyllales, Amaranthaceae. Gene Ontology annotation, biological process: systemic acquired resistance.